CCGAGUGAAGCGAGGUAGGGAUCUCCAAAACUGAAAGGCUUCAAUGGAGGACGGCGAGAUCGAGGAAGGAAUGGUGACGGAGGAGGGAGCCCCAAGACCGGAGGUGGCGGAAGAGGAGACGGUGGCUUCCCUGCGCAAGGCGGAGAAAUCGCCGCACGAGUUGCUGCGAGAGAGCAAAAAUUCCGUAGAAGAAAUCAUCGCGAAGAUGCUCUCCAACAAGCGAGAAGGAAAGUCCAAGUCCGAGAUUCGUGAUCUCCUCACGCAGAUGUUCCUCAACUUCGUCAAUCUCCGUCAGGCGAAUCGUUCGAUUCUGUUGGAAGAAGACCGAGUGAAAGCGGAGACAGAGCGAGCGAAGGCGCCGGUGGAUUUUACGACGUUGCAGCUUCACAAUCUGAUGUACGAGAAGAGCCAUUAUGUGAAAGCCAUUAAAGCUUGUAGAGAUUUCAAAUCCAAGUAUCCCGACAUCGAGCUCGUGCCCGAAGAAGAGUUCUUCCGGGAUGCUCCUGAGUCAAUCAAGGGCCCUUCACUGUCGGAUGAUGGUUCCCAUGAUUUGAUGCUCAAGAGACUAAAUUUUGAGCUCCAUCAGCGAAAAGAAUUGUGCAAGUUUCGAGCAAGGUUGGAACAGCAGAAGAAGAGCUUACUGGAAACUAUCGCAGAGCGUAAAAAGUUCUUGUCGAGCCUUCCUUCCCACCUCAAGUCUCUAAAGAAAGCAUCUCUGCCAGUACAGAGCCAGUUGGGUUUGCAGCAUACAAAGAAGCUGAAGCAGCAUCAUCUAGCUGAGCUGCUUCCUCCGCCGCUGUAUGUUAUCUACUCACAGCUCUUUGCACAAAAGGAAGCUUUUGACGAGAGUAUCGAUCUGGAGAUAGUUGGGAGCCUUAAAGAUGCUCAAUCUUAUGCUCGGCAACAAGCUAAUAAGGACCCAGGUAUGACCAAUAAUACGGAGAGUACUAGGUUGGAGGAUGAUGGAGCCGAUGAGGAUGAUGAUGGACAAAGGAGAAGGAAACGGCCAAAGAAAAUUAGUAGCAAGGAGGGUUCUGAUCAGGCAGGAUUAUAUCAAGUUCACCCUCUUAAAAUCCUCCUCCACGUUUAUGAUGACGAGAUUCCUGAUCCCAAAUCUCGAAAACUUGUCAUGCUCAAGUUUGAGUUCUUGUUGAAGUUGAAUCUUGUUUGUGUUAGCACUGAAGGGUCUCAGGAUGGGUCUGAGAAUGAUAUCUUGUGCAACUUAUUUCCAGAUGACACAGGUCUUGAGCCUCCUCAUCAGUCAGCCAAGCUUAUUCUUGGUGAUGGUCAGACAUUUGAUGAGAGCAGAACUUCAAGGCCAUAUAAAUGGGCACAACAUUUGGCGGGCAUUGAUUUUUUACCUGAGAUGUCUCCGUUUUUAGACGGCCAAGGUACUCAAAACAGUGAUGCCACUAAAAAUGAUGCUUUCACGACUGAUCUCUCACUUUAUCGUCAGCAGCAUAGGGUGCAGACAAUUCUACAAAGAAUACGCACUCGCAAAAAGGCUCAGCUGGCUCUUGUGGAACAGCUCGAUUUGCUGAAGAAGCUUGAAUUGCCUGCUCUGAAUUAUGAAGGUGUUCCAUGGGCUCUGCAUAAAACAGUCUGUGCUUUGGAUUCCUGGUUGUUCAUAGGGCCUUCAGCUAGUAGUAAGUCUUCUUCUCUGCUUCCAAAUACUACGGAGCAACUUUCAGAGCCUAUGGACAUCGACGCAGAUGGAAGAUCUGCUUUAUCAAAGGAAGAGCUUGAAAGUGCCAGAGAAGAUGGAGAACUUCCGUCUUUGGUCACAGCUGCAUCUGUGAUUAACGUCACCAAACCGACCCCAACCAAAGCAUCUAGUCUAGGCCAGUCCAGGCAGUUUGCAUUGAUGACAAAGAACCUCGAUUCUCCUAUUAACAAGGGAAGGUCACCGAGUUUUAAAAAGUACGAAGAUGAUUUGGAUCUUGUUUUGGAUAGUGACAGCGAAGUGGAUGAGCCAGCAGCACAAACAGAAGAAGCGGAAGAAACACUACCUGCUCGCGAGAAAGCUGAUAAUUCUUGGAUGGACUUUGGUGCUAGAGAAUUUCGUCUCGUGUUAUCCAGGAAAGCGAAUACGGGUUCGAAGUCUUGGAAGUUAGAAGCCAAGGUCAAGAUUAGCAUGGAGUAUCCUCUCCGACCACCUCUGUUUGCUUUGUCUCUCCACGCUUCUUCAGGAAACGAAAACGGGACCAAUGAAUCUGAACACCGCAAUGAGCUACAAGCCAUGGAAGCAGAGGUUAACCUUCAUAUGUUGAAGAUGGUACCUCCGGAUCAAGAAAACUACCUCCUAUCCCAUCAAACCAGAUGCUUGGCAAUGUUGUUCGACUUCUACAUGGAUGACCCGUCUCCACGUUCAGACAACGGAACGAGCACUUCCGUUUUUGACAUCGGUUUGUGCAAACCCGUCGAUGGUAAGCUUCUUGUUCGUUCGUUCCGAGGCAGAGAUCACAGGAGAAUGAUAUCGUGGAAGGAGAAAGGAUGUUCUUCUGGUUAUCCAUGCUAGAGACAGUCUUGAGUCCAAAUAUUGCCGCUUUGAUCUUAUGUUUAGGGUGUUCACGAAGAAGAGUUGGCCUUGUAUUUUGUAUUGAUUUGUAAAAUCAUUUAAAAAUAUUUAUAUCCAAAAUAACUAAGUUUUUUUUUA
This is a messenger RNA of Tarenaya hassleriana, 2656 nucleotides long. RefSeq names its product THO complex subunit 5B. The record is from RefSeq and is a predicted model, not a curated record. Gene Ontology annotation, molecular function: mRNA binding. Bases 44 to 2518 code for a protein of 824 amino acids. Lineage: Eukaryota; Viridiplantae; Streptophyta; Magnoliopsida; Brassicales; Cleomaceae. Gene Ontology annotation, cellular component: THO complex part of transcription export complex. The transcript is spliced from 8 exons. Gene Ontology annotation, biological process: positive regulation of DNA-templated transcription, elongation; mRNA export from nucleus.